Histoplasma capsulatum G186AR is the source of this 3044-nucleotide messenger RNA. Its product is annotated as PDZ domain-containing protein c. Lineage: Eukaryota; Fungi; Ascomycota; Eurotiomycetes; Onygenales; Ajellomycetaceae. The record is from RefSeq and is a predicted model, not a curated record. The coding region runs from base 93 to 3044 and encodes 983 amino acids. Gene Ontology annotation, molecular function: protein binding; serine-type endopeptidase activity. Gene Ontology annotation, biological process: proteolysis. The transcript is spliced from 6 exons.
GCCAACAAUAGCACCGCGAUCCCGACCUCCCUUUCUCUUCCUUCCUCAAUCUCCCUCCUCCCUCCUCCCUCCUCCCUCCACAUCCCGCCAUCAUGGAAAUGAGCUCCAAGCGCAAACACAGCAGCGGGCCUAUCUCCCUCCGCUCCGCCAAACACCUCCGCUCGGACACCGCCGCCUCCCCGCAACCAUUAACCCCAGAUGACCAAACGCUGGGCGAAGAGGCAGUUUAUGUCCUCGAUAACGAAGACGAGGAUCUCUCCCAUAUGCUUCCCCUUGCCCCUGCCGCUGCUGCGCAGACAGACUCGCCAGAAUGGCAGGCUACCAUCGAGACGGUAGUGAAGAGCGUUGUCUCUAUCCAUUUCUGCCAGACUGCGUCGUUUGAUACGGAUUUGUCCAUGUCGAGUCAGGCUACGGGGUUUGUGGUAGAUGCGGAGAAAGGGUAUAUUUUGACAAAUCGACAUGUAGUUUGCGCAGGGCCGUUUUGGGGUUAUUGUAUUUUUGAUAAUCAUGAGGAGUGUGAUGUCCGACCUGUUUAUCGAGAUCCUGUUCACGAUUUUGGCAUUUUGAAAUUCGACCCUGCCGCUAUUAAAUACAUGCCUGUCACAGAAUUGGAAUUGUCACCAGACGCGGCAAAAGUUGGUGUCGAAAUAAGAGUCGUAGGGAAUGACGCCGGUGAGAAAUUGAGCAUUCUCUCUGGCGUUAUCAGUCGUCUGGACCGCAAUGCUCCCGAAUACGGAGAAGGCUACAGCGAUUUCAACACAAAUUACAUCCAGGCCGCUGCUGCAGCCAGUGGUGGGAGUUCUGGCAGUCCUGUCGUGAACAUAGAUGGUCAUGCGAUUGCGCUACAGGCCGGUGGCCGGGCAGAUGGCGCUGCUACAGAUUACUUCUUACCUCUCGAUCGCCCACUGAGAGCUCUGGAGUGCAUACGAAAAGGAGUGCCGGUCACGCGUGGCACAAUACAGACUCAGUGGAUCAUCAAACCCUUUGAUGAAUGUCGUCGUCUUGGCCUAUCCCCGGAAUGGGAAGCUGCAGUCCGCAAAGGCGCUCCCAAAGAAACCGGGAUGUUGGUCGCGGAAAUAGUUCUCCCUGAAGGCCCUGGCGACGGCAAGCUACAGGAAGGCGACGUGUUGAUCAAAGUCAACGGUGAACUUCUUACGCAAUUUGUAAAGUUGGAUGCGAUUUUGGAUUCGAGUGUGGGUAAGGAUGUUCACCUUCUUGUGCAGCGUGGGGGGGAGGAUCUAGAAGUUUCAUGUACUGUUGGAGACCUUCAUGAAAUCACUCCCGCUCGCUAUGUUACCGUUGCCGGUGCCACGUUCCACGACCUCUCCUAUCAACAGGCCAGGCUUUAUGCGAUCGCCUGCAAGGGGGUGUAUGUCUGUGAAGCUGCUGGUUCGUUUAAACUUGAAAAUACCUUUUCUGGUUGGAUAGUAGAUACGGUGGACAAACGACCCACAAAAAAUCUGGAUGAGUUUAUUGAGGUUGUGAAAACUAUUCCAGAUCGCGCGCGGGUUGUUCUGUCAUAUAGGCAUAUUCGAGAUUUGCAUACCAGAGGGACAAGCAUAGUGCACAUAGACCGCCAUUGGCAUCCACAUAUUAGGGAAGCUAUCCGCAAUGAUGAGACUGGAUUAUGGGAUUUCACAAACAUUGCGGACCCACUUCCCGCGGAGCUCCCAGUUCCUCGGAAAGCUGAUUUCAUUCAGCUUGACGGUGCCAACCAUCCAGCAGCUGCCGAUAUCGUCCGCAGCUUCGUUCGCGUCUCUUGCACAAUGCCGGUGAAACUCGACGGAUAUCCACAAGCCCGAAAAGCCGGAUUCGGUCUCGUCGUCGAUGCUGAGGCAGGGCUUGUGCUUGUUUCCAGAGCUAUUGUACCCUUUGAUCUGUGUGAUAUCAAUGUCACCGUAGCGGACUCCAUUAUCGUCAUGGCAAAAAAAUUUCCCGCAUCGUCGUGGCCAAAAACGGGCGGUUACGGAUAUCACUACCGUUGGCCAUACCCUCCCAACGCAGCCGCCCCGCGGUACCGUGCUCUCAACCUUGACGCCAUCACUGUAGAUACCGGCUUAAGCAGCCAGUGCUCCAACGGUGUCCUGAUCGGGGAGGACGGCAUCGUCCAAGCACUCUGGUUAAACUACCUAGGCGAGCGCACUGCUAGCUCUCACAAAGACGUAGAAUACCACCUUGGUCUCGCAACCCCUUCCCUCCUCCCCAUCAUCAACCAGAUCCAAAGCGGUUCUUUACCGAAGCUUCGAAUCAUGGAUAUGGAGUCUUACGUGAUCCAAAUGAGCCAGGCGCGCAUUAUGGGAGUGUCGGAAGAAUGGAUCGAGAAGGUUGCCAUCGCUAACCCCGCUCGCCAUGAGUUAUUCAUGGUGCGGAAAGUUGACUGCGCAUCCCCACUCACAGAGGACACCCACCAACUCGAGGAGGGCGAUAUCAUCCUCACGCUGAACGACAAGCUCAUUACUCGCGUCUCGGAGUUUGAUAUCAUGUACCACCACGAAACCCUCGACGCGCUUAUUGUACGCAACGGCCAAGAAAUGCGCGUCAAGAUCAAGACUGUUCCAACAGAGGACCUGGAGACUGAUCGUGCGUUGAUAUUCUGCGGUGCUGUGCUGCAGAAGCCGCAUCAUGCAGUUCGGCAGCAGAUUUCAAAGUUGCAUAGUGAGGUCUAUGUUAGUGCGAGGAGUCGGGGCUCGCCCGCCUACCAAUACGGCCUCUCACCGACAAACUUCAUCACGGCGGUCAACGGCGUCAAAACGCCAGACCUUGACUCAUUCAUCAAGCAGGUCAACAUCAUCCCCAAUAACACCUAUUUCCGCCUCCGCGCUGUCACGUUCGAUAAUGUUCCGUGGGUCGUAACAAUGAAGAAAAACGACCAUUAUUUCCCCAUGUCUGAGUACAUUAAGGAGCCGUCCGCGCCUGAAGGCUGGCGGAGUAUCUCGCACGAUAAAGAACUACUCCGCUUAGACUCGGAUAACCUCAACGCAGACGCGAUGGAUGAAGGGCGCGAUGACGGGAUAAGUGAUAUGGAGCCUGAUGGGGAGAAAUAG